Theobroma cacao (cacao) is the source of this 2043-nucleotide messenger RNA. Lineage: Eukaryota; Viridiplantae; Streptophyta; Magnoliopsida; Malvales; Malvaceae. The record is from RefSeq and is a predicted model, not a curated record.
UUAAAUAUAAGUACCAAACUUUAUCGGGAACUCGAGAAAAGAGUAACUUCAUGGAAAGAACAAAAGGGCAAAACUGUUCGGCGGCUUUAUUCCACUGAAACGAAUGAUCUUCCUUCCUUCCUUUGGAUUUAUUUCUCUCCUUCUUCCCUUGAGGUAUUAUUCUCUUCUUUUCUUUCUUCAGCUUAAACUGGUGUUUUCUUCUUGUGCUGAGCAAUUUUCUUUUUCAAAAUUUUGUCGAAACAAAAUAUCAGUAAUCUGUGUGAAUUCGCUCUCGUUGCUUUGUUAGUUGGUGGUUGGUUUUUGAAAUUAAGAAGAAAAUAGAUUCUUCUGGCCGAGAUAUGCAAAUUCGGCCGAUUCAGCUGACACAAGGACGAUGUAAUUGGCGUUGCCACGUCGCGGUACGAGUGGCAAAUUGGGCGGAACAAGACGAUGGUUGAUGAUGCUAGCGGUGGCGGUACGUUACUGAAGAAAUUUGAUUGUGAAGCUUUGAAGAGGAUCCAAUGCAAAUGAAAUCAACCGUAAAGGUCAGAGAAGGUAAGGACAGGUAAUAUCUGGGCUAAAGGAAGUUUACAAGGUUUUGGAGGGUAUUUAUGUAAAAUGCAUAUAUAUAAUAUAUUAGGGUUAGCGUGUAGCGGGAGAUGUCAUACAUGAGCCGAAAUACUAAUAACCCCUCGAGCUCGAGCUCGAGCUCGAGUCGCUUUGGUGGGCAAGAUGGAGUGGUGGAGGCUUUGCAUUUGCUCGCUUGGACAGCAAGUGGGUUUGAUUGGUACGUAUUAAAUUUGGAGAAUGGUGUAAUCAGUCAGACUUUGAGCAGGAUGCCACCGAAGGCUCGUCGAGGUUCAACCGCCGUUGCGUGUGGCAACCAGAUUUUCGUCCUUGGCGGAGCUUGCGGGCGGGACCCAACUUGUCCCGAUGGAAAAAUACAUGAAAUCCACUUGCAUGACUAUGUUUUCUACUUUGAUUAUCAGCAUCCCGAAAAUGGGUGGAGAGAAGCCUCUUCUAUGUUGCUGCAGCGGAUGAAACCCUCUGCUGUUACUCUUGACGGAAAGAUUUACGUCUUUGGAGGAUCUGCUGUGGGUCGUUUUGCCGAGGUGUUGGAUAUUGGUCAGAAUAGUCGGGCUCUCCUGCGGCCCCCUUAUGCUUCUAAUAUCGAUCCUGUUUCUGUAUCUUACCCUGUCCUCUUGGAUUCUUCUCGUUCUCGGAUUUUGGUGCAUUUUGCUUGCAACAAUUCUCUUUACGCCUACAAUGUGAAUGAUAAAUCAUGGCACUGUCUCAAUGAAAAUUUUGGUAAGUGGUCUUUUGCAGCGGUAAUUGUGGAUGAUGUGCUCUAUGGUCUCGUUGACAGUCGUGAAGACUUGUAUUGUUUUUCCGAAACGGAAUGUUCUUUACGUGGGUACGAUGUGGUUGAGAAUAAACGCUUGCCCGCUAAGUGGUUACCUGAAUUCCAAGUUUGUGUACCUAACCAUGCUGAUCUGUUUCACCUGGGCAAUGGCAAUUUGUGUUUAGCCUGGUACUCCGAAUUAGAAAUGCAUUUUUAUUACAUAAAAUUCAAUGUGUGCAAGAAUUCUGGGGAGGUUCAUGCUACUGGAGAGUCUGAUUCUGUCACUUGUGUUGAAUUUCAAACCAGCUAUUGUCAGAUCUCACUGCUCGAAUUGAAGGGAUCGAUGGAGAAAAACUUGGGAGUUUGAAGAUGAAAGGUGCAUAUAUUUGAAAAAGAAAUAUGGAGAUUGAUUUUGAGAUGUGUGUGCUGGUGCCUGGUGGUGAGGUUGAGCCACUGGAGCUGCUCAAUGGGCCUGGUUUUCGACUUGGAUAAAUGGGAGUGUUGAUAAUGUUUCUGGGAAUGGAUUUUGAUAUCGAGUGAAAGGAUUGGCUAUAUUUUGAGAGCAAAAAACAAAACAAAAAUAGAAGAAAAAAGGUUGCUCGGCAGCUGGAUAUUUUCCAUUUUCCAAUUUCCAUCAAUCCCCUGAUUCUUUAUUGUUGUUAUUAUUAUUUUUUGGCUCUUAAAUAGGGAAUGGAAGUAUAUAGUUAUCUUUGUUAUUAUUU